This is a messenger RNA of Daktulosphaira vitifoliae (grape phylloxera), 2467 nucleotides long. RefSeq names its product beta-galactosidase-like. The transcript has 11 exons. The record is from RefSeq and is a predicted model, not a curated record. Gene Ontology annotation, cellular component: vacuole. Gene Ontology annotation, molecular function: beta-galactosidase activity. Bases 358 to 2274 code for a protein of 638 amino acids. Gene Ontology annotation, biological process: carbohydrate metabolic process. NCBI's taxonomy places the organism in Eukaryota, Metazoa, Arthropoda, Insecta, Hemiptera, Phylloxeridae.
UGAUCCUAUUAGCAGUUACGAAAGAGGUCUAGUACGGUCUUGAUUACUGCAUUUGCAUACUUUUAGAAUAUAAAACAUUUGUAUUUUUAGUUUAUUAUAUUUAAAUAAGGGACUUAUCAUAAAUAUAAUUUAUCUGAACAAAUAAAUAUAUUAUUAAAUUAACAAAUAUUGUUAAAUAAAAAUUUUGUAAUUAUAAGGAAUUUCAUUUGAAAUUUUUAUUAACUGUUAUACAUAAUCAAAUAAAAAAGUGUAAACAAUUGUGUGGUUAUAUAAUUUUAGUUAAUAUUUAUAACUCUGUUUAAUAAUAAUAAUAUAUACUUUUAAGUGAUAAGUUAUAAUUUACUUUGAAAACAUAAGAUGAAUUUACCCAGACUUCAUUUAUUUUUCACUUUGGCGUUUUGUGCUUUGGCGGAUAUUUUGCAAACGUCUAUUAAUCGAACAUUUGUUGUUGACUACGAUAAUAACGAAUUUCUUAAAGAUGGUCAAGUAUUUCGGUAUGUUUCUGGAUCAUUACAUUAUUUUCGAAUUCCUAAACAAUAUUGGAAAGACAGAAUUAUUAAAAUGAAAGCAUCUGGUUUGAAUGCCAUAUCUACUUAUGUUGAGUGGAGUUUGCACGAACCAUUCCCAGGAAUAUACGAUUUUGAGGGAAUAGCUGAUAUAGAAUACUUUUUAGAGUUGAUUAAAGAUGCUGGAAUGUAUAUACUGCUUAGACCUGGGCCUUAUAUUUGUGCUGAAAGAGAUUUUGGUGGAUUUCCAUAUUGGCUUCUGAAUAAAACACAACAAAAAAGCUUAAGAACAAAUGAUCCUACGUAUAAGGAAUAUGUUAAAAAAUGGUUUGAUGUGCUAAUGGAUAAAAUGAAACCUUAUUUAUAUGGAAAUGGAGGUCAUAUCAUUAUGGUUCAGGUUGAAAAUGAAUACGGAAGUUUUGCAUGUGAUAAAAACUACACUCUAUGGCUCAGAGAUUUAUUCCGAUCUUAUGUUCAGGAUAAGGCUUUACUCUUUACCACUGAUGGUUGUGGAACUUCCUAUAUGAAAUGUGGAAGUAUUCCAGAAGUUUAUGCAACAGUUGAUUUUGGUGCUUCAGUAGAUGAUUCGCAAGAUUGUUUCAAAUACAUGAGAGAGAUUCAUCCUUCUGGUCCAUUGGUCAACUCUGAAUUUUAUCCAGGUUGGUUGUCUCAUUGGCAAGAACCCAACCCCUUGGUGUUUUCAAAUGAUGUUGUCAGAGUUAUGAAGCAAAUGCUUUCUUUAAAUGCUUCAUUUAAUUAUUACAUGUUUCACGGAGGUACAAAUUUUGGAUUCACUUCUGGCGCCAAUAUGAACCUCAAUACACCUGACGCAGGAUAUGAACCUCAAUUGACAUCUUACGAUUACGAUGCUCCUAUAACUGAAGCUGGUGAUCUAACGGAAAAAUACUUUAUGAUUCAGAAAACUCUUUUUGAAUCGAAAUUUUUAAUUCAAAAUGAAAUAUUGCCUUUUUGGGAGCCAAAAGCUCGAUAUGGAGAUUUUGUACUUAAUCCGUUGGCUAGUUUAUUCGAUGAAGCUACUCAACGCAUAAAACCUGUAAUAAGUGAUUCACCAUUGACUUUUGAAUUUAUGGAUGUUAAUACGGGAUUUGUAAUGUAUGAAACUAAUCUUUCACACGAUCAAAAAGAUAUUUUUAGUCCUACGGUUCUCAAUAUCAUAGGAUUGAGAGACCGAGCAAUAAUCUAUAAAGACAAUGUUAAAAUUGGUACUAUGUGUCGAGCAAAAGGAAAUACGACAAUGAGUUUAAAUAUUAGUUUAUCUGAUGAGAAACUAAGCAUUUUAGUUGAAAAUCAAGGCAGAGUUAAUUAUGGCAGCUUCCUUGAGGAUAGAAAGGGUAUUCUUCAUCAAGUCAAGUUAGGUAAUAAAACAUUAGGUCCUUGGAAGAUGACGGCUCAUCCCUUAAAUGAGACUUCCUGGAUAUCGUCAUUGAAACCUGUUAAAAAAGUUCAGUUACCGGCUUACUUUAGAAGUGAAUUCGUCUUACCAGAUAUCUAUAGAUACUUUAAAUUGUCGGACACGUAUUUAGAUCCAUCUGGUUGGACAAAAGGCGUAGCGUUUCUAAAUGGAAUAAAUCUGGGUCGAUAUUGGCCGUUAGGAGGUCCUCAAGUUACUCUUUAUGUACCCGGAGUUUUCUUUUUACAACCUCCAGCAGUAAACACGCUCAUUAUGAUGGAACUAGAAGGUGCUCCGGCUGAUUUGUCUGUCAAGUUUGUUGAUAAACCUCAACUCGAUGGACCGAUAACUUUAUAGAAUUGCUGAGUUUUUUAACUUUCACAUCAAUUUAUUAUAAUUUGUAUAGAUUUAUAGGAAAAUGUCAAUAUUUGUAUGAUUUUUCAAUUAUCAUUAUUAUUGUCUAUGAAUAAUUUUAAUAUAACUUUGACUAUUGUAGAAUUUACUGUAUUAGUGAUAAAUAAUUUUUAAAUUAUAGCAAUAUAGCCAUAAA